Messenger RNA from Trichoderma virens Gv29-8, 372 nucleotides. RefSeq lists its product as uncharacterized. Lineage: Eukaryota; Fungi; Ascomycota; Sordariomycetes; Hypocreales; Hypocreaceae. Gene Ontology annotation, molecular function: carbon-sulfur lyase activity. The record is from RefSeq and is a predicted model, not a curated record. The transcript is spliced from 5 exons. Bases 1 to 372 code for a protein of 123 amino acids.
AUGGCUUCAGUAAAGGGAAGUUGUAACUGUGGUUCGAUCACAGUAUCACUGGCUACACCUCCUUCAAAGACUGUUGCUUGUCACUGCCGCAAUUGCCGUCGUGCGGGUGGGCCAUACUCGAUUAACUAUGUCGUCGAUGAGAGCGAGGUAAAAGUGGAUGAUGCACAGAAUACAUUGAAUGAGUAUGAAGACUACAAGACAGCCUCAGGAAAUUUGGCCAGAAGAAACUUUUGCAAAGCUUGUGGAAGCCCGAUAUAUACCAUCGACAUCACCAUGCCUGGAAAGCUGCUCAUCAAAGCCUCUCUAUUUGAUGACAUUGUUGAAGAUAGAAUGGAUGUGUUUUUGGAUCGGAAGAUACAGUGGUCUGGUUGA